AUGCCAGUUGAAUCACCAGCUAUCAAGCCGAUAAACAAGGCGGCUGUUCACAGAAUCUGUGCCGGUCAAGUGAUCUUCGACCUUUCAUCUGCGGUUAAGGAAUUAGUCGAAAACAGCUUGGAUGCUGGCGCGACUAGCAUUGAAAUUGCCUUGAAAGAUUAUGGCGAAGAAUGGUUCCAGGUCAUCGAUAAUGGGUGUGGUAUUUCACCUAAUAAUUUCAAGGUUCUUGCACUUAAGCAUCACACCUCAAAAUUAUCAGAUUUUCCUGAUCUUCAGUCUCUCACCACAUUUGGCUUUAGAGGGGAGGCGUUGAGUUCCCUUUGUGCUCUGGGGGGUUUGACAGUUGAAACGAGAACAAAGAAUGAGUCAGUUGCCACACACCUGACUUUUGACCAUUCAGGUCUACUGGUAGCUGAGAGGAAAAUUGCACGUCAAAUUGGCACCACCGUCACUGUUAAAAAGUUAUUUUCUAACUUACCUGUCCGAAGUAAAGAAUUCAGGCGUAACAUACGCAAGGAAUAUGGAAAGUUAGUUUCGCUAUUGAAUGCAUAUGCCCUUAUCGCCAAAGGUGUUCGUUUUGUCUGUACCAAUACAACUGGAAAAAAUGCAAGGUCUGUGGUCCUUAAGACCCAGGGAAGUGGUUCUCUCAAAGAUAACAUUAUAACAGUCUUUGGCAUGAACACCUUGAGCUGCUUAGAGCCUGUGACAUUAUGCAUAUCUGAUAGCUGCAAGGCUGAAGGUUUUCUUUCCAAGCCCGGACAGGGAAGUGGACGUAAUUUAGGAGAUAGGCAGUAUUUUUUUGUUAAUGGCAGACCAGUAGAUAUGCCUAAAGUCAGCAAACUUUUAAAUGAAUUAUACAAAGGUGCAAAUUCACGGCAAUAUCCUAUUGCAAUUUUGAAUUUUUCAGUUCCAUCUAGAGCAUAUGAUGUGAAUGUGACUCCUGAUAAGAGGAAGAUAUUUUUUUCUGAAGAAAGUUGCCUAUUGCAUGCCCUCAGAGAGGGAUUCCAGCAAAUUUAUUCUCCUAGUAGUGCUCGUUAUUCUGUUAAUGAAUCUGAACAGCCUGCUGUGGGAGAAGACUGUAUUGAGCUGUGUAAUACUGAAUUCAACAAUGCUAGUGUUCCUCAGGAGGAGUGGAAAGAGAAGGAUAAUAAUCAGUCCUACUUUGUUUCUGAACCUGUUCCUGAUGAUCAGUGCUUUCAUGCUGAAGAACAGUCUAACAAUGAGAAUAAUAGAAGCGCAUUGGGAAAGGAUUUAACACUGAGAGCUCAUGGGACAUUAAAGUCUGAUAAAAGUAUAAGACAGACAAUGCACUCUAACAGUACCGUGCCUGAUCAAGCUGCUUUUGUGUUCAAAGCAGUUGACAAUGGAGUCGCUUCAAAUAAAAGUUCAUGUAAUCAUUCAAGUCGUGUCCAGUCAACUCUUGAGAAAUUUGUUACCAUAAAUAAAAGAAAGCAUGAUAACAUCAGUACAACCUUAUCUGAAGUGCCUGUCCUGAGAAAUCAAUAUCACCAUUGUCAACUAACAACUGUGAAUACUGAAACACAUGACUCGAUUACAAGACCGUCGCACCAUCAUGAACAAGAUGAUGAAACUGGGAAGGGGAAUUGGAAUGAGUCUUUGGAGCAUCUUAGUCCUGAUAAUGAUACCCACAGAAGUGAGCAUUUAAUUUCUUCUAUUGAUGAUUCAGGUGUCAAAGAACCUGAAAUGGAUUUAGAUCAAGCGAAAGAAGCAUCUCUUGCUGAUGCAGCAUCAAUCGCUCCAUCCAGCACUGAUUUGAUCAAUAUGUCGGAGCAUAUUUUCGUCUCAGACCAUCAAGUAUGUUCAUCUACUUCAAAGAAAUCAUCUGAUCAGAAGACAUGCUCAAACUUGCAAUUUUCUUUCCAAGACCUUAAUACUAGGAGAAAGAAGAGGCGUUCUAUGUUGCAAUCCAGUAAUUACAGAUUUCAACAAGUGAAUGUCAAAAGUUGCUACUCUGCUGCAAACUUAAAGUUUUCAGAGCUGGAAAUUGAAGAGCAGAAAGAAAGAGCUUUAUGUGCUGCAACAACUGAGUUGGAAAGACUCUUUAAGAAGAAAGACUUCAGCAGAAUGAAGGUGAUUGGGCAAUUCAAUCUUGGUUUUAUCAUUGGGAAAUUGGAUCAGGAUUUAUUUAUUGUGGAUCAGCAUGCUGCGGAUGAGAAGUACAAUUACGAGCGCCUUUCACAAUCAACCAUCUUGAACCAGCAGCCUUUGCUUAGGGCUCUAAGAUUGGAGUUAUCCCCUCAAGAAGAAAUAGUUGCUUCAAUGCACAUGGACAUAAUCAGAAAGAAUGGGUUUACAUUGGAAGAGGAUCCAAAUGCUCCACCUGGAUGCCGUUAUAAAUUGAAGGCCGUCCCCUUCAGUAAAAACAUAGUCUUUGGAAGUGAAGAUGUUAAGGACCUGGUUUCUACGUUAGCUGAUGAUCAAGGGGACUGCUCCAUUACUGGUAGUUAUAAGCUGGACACGUCAGAUUCUAUUUGCCCUCCAAGAGUUCGUGCAAUGUUGGCAUCGCGUGCAUGUCGAUCAUCCAUUAUGAUUGGAGAUCCCCUUGGAAGAAAUGAAAUGCAGAAGAUUCUGGGGCAUUUGGCUGAGCUGAAAUCUCCAUGGAAUUGUCCCCAUGGCAGGCCUACAAUGCGUCAUCUAGUGGACUUGACAUCAAUUUACAAGAGGUCAGAAUUAAAGAACGUAGAUUGAUUCACAAGGAAAUUCUGACUGCCGCUCUUGCGAUUCGGAGUUUAACCUAUUUGUACAACUUAUUUUUGUACUUGUCAUCCUUCAUCUUAACCAUGGAACAAGUACCAAUGCACAUAAAAUCCGUCCUGUUGUAUAUUUGUGAGUUGCAUGAAGGAGCA
This is a messenger RNA of Neltuma alba, 2867 nucleotides long. Its product is annotated as DNA mismatch repair protein PMS1-like. Gene Ontology annotation, biological process: mismatch repair. NCBI's taxonomy places the organism in Eukaryota, Viridiplantae, Streptophyta, Magnoliopsida, Fabales, Fabaceae. The coding region runs from base 1 to 2709 and encodes 902 amino acids. Gene Ontology annotation, cellular component: MutLalpha complex. The record is from RefSeq and is a predicted model, not a curated record. Gene Ontology annotation, molecular function: mismatched DNA binding; ATP-dependent DNA damage sensor activity; ATP binding. The transcript has 11 exons.